This is a messenger RNA of Penicillium maclennaniae, 1257 nucleotides long. Its product is annotated as heme-dependent oxidative N-demethylase family protein. The record is from RefSeq and is a predicted model, not a curated record. The transcript is spliced from 5 exons. Bases 1 to 1257 code for a protein of 418 amino acids. Lineage: Eukaryota; Fungi; Ascomycota; Eurotiomycetes; Eurotiales; Aspergillaceae.
AUGAUUAUGACGACCGAGUCGCUCCAGGGAGUUCUCUUUUCUAUAGUCCCGACCAAGCAGGUCGUCGGCGUUUUCCUCAUACUCAAUUGUCUUGCAUGGCUCGUUGUGCGUGUUUCUCAAAAAUGGAUGAAUAUCAGUCAGACGACUAGAGCUGCCUCGCCGGAUCUAGAGAAGCCAGCUUCAAGGGGAAAAAUCGCCAGAGUGCCGGGGACCUGGCUUGCAUCUGACUUCAAAAGACCAACUGCACAACCAUACUCAGGCUGGGAUGUCCACACUUCCAAGCCGAUCCCAUAUCGACCUUUCAGAUAUGGCCCCAAAUACUUUGUGACAUUAGGUCUCCGAAGCAUGAAUUGGGACGAAUGGAUCGAGCUCGACAAUCAUUAUCUCAAGUACCACGCCGACAAGAAGAAGCGUCUGGAGGAACGUGGCGAGAAAUGCUACGGUACAGCACCAGAAGCCAUGAAUGGAGCCAUUGAGCUAUUAGAAGAGCUAUGCGAAUACCUUCCCGAGCGCUACCCAACCAUGUUCCAAAAAACACCGACGGGCAUAACCAACACAGUCACCCAUGAAACCUUCAACAUAAGCCAACGCCCACUCGCUGAAGACCCAAUGGCAAUAGCAGCCCGUCUCGUCCAAGACGACCUCGCGCUGAUGUUCGAGCGCCCCGACGGCGAAUACUACCUGCUCGCCGGUGCAAUCCUCCUCGCCGGAUUCUGGCGUCUAAGCGACAAAUUUGGCAUGCGACUCUCAGAAAUCCACACAUCUGGCGAUGUGCCUCAGUACCGUGAGAAACUGGAGAAGGGAAUGAUGAACUUCUUCCGCAGACUGAAGCCCGAAGAGCCCGUUGUGCGGAAUAAUUACUUCAUUCAGGUCGACGAUAGUCUAGCGUGGUCGCACAGUAUCGGGCCUGAAGACGCAGAGACAGUAUCGUGGAAUACGGCGGAGAAGAACAAGGCGAUUGAGAAUCACUUUUUCCGAUCUGAGAGGCAAAGCUUGAGACGGCUGCCAAAGUCUGGGGCUGUGGUGUUUACGAUUCGGACGUAUUUCGAGCCGAUCACAGAGAUCGUGAAGGAGCCCUAUGUACCUGGGCGGCUGGCAUCUGCUAUCCGGAGUUGGGGAGAUGAUGUUUCGAGGUAUAAGGGAAAGGAGAAGUAUGAGGAAGUAUUGUUGGAGUACCUGGAUCAGAAGCACAAGGAGCAGAUUAAAUGUGGGUUGGACGUUGAAAAGGAGGAAAAUGUCCGGAGUUAUCCUCUUUGA